GGCAUCGACGAAACGGUCGGCAGGAGAGCGUACAAUGGCCGACAUGCAGGGAUGCGCGGGUGUUGGUGCGGGUCAGGGCGGAAUACGAGCUGCGACGGCGGAGCCUCCACGGCGGUACGACCCAUCCAUGUACGCCCAUUUGCAGUCGUGGGAGACGCCUCUGCCCCCGUCGGCAAGGAGCCCGAGACGGAAGAACUGCCAACGUUGCCUCUUGCCAACGGCUCGACGCAACUUUGGUGGCAAGCGGUACGAGCAGGCGGUUCGGGUUGCACCGAAGGCGACGAGUACACGUCUUUGCUGCAGCAAGGCUUGGGAGACGAUGACGACGGAGGACUUGAUCUCAGGUUUGGCUUAUGUUCUGGCGGAUCCAAGGAGGUGAGCCGUACGUUGAUCAUCGACACCGAUCCUUCGCCACGUGGCGUGGGACAGGGUGGGAGUCAGCGUAUGGAUCAAACCACCCUUCAUGCCCGUGCGUCCGUCGCUGCCAGUGCCGGGCCAUCUAUAGUGCUCCGGUGUCAAGGUUCCACAACACCGUCCGCCGAUCGAUCGACAAGUAACUGGCCUGCACGCAACGGAGCCGCAGCCGGGUCACCUCGCGUCGAGUGUGCACGUCCUUCGAUGCCCGAAUGCACAACACCGACCCAAUUUGACGUGAGGGACGCGUGUGCAUGCAGACCACCGCUGCGUCCAGUACCCACUGUGGAGAACAUCACACGAGGUGUGUCGAACAUGCGGGCACACAGUGAUGGCGGCGACGAUGCUGACGAGCGAUUGACGGAGGACGUGUACGCAGGGGACGACGACGAAGACAUUCCUGUUCGGCCGUUGGGGAAGACGGGUGGGAGGGGGAGAGCACGCAGCAGGGGUGUUGUUCGAGGUCGAUCCGUUGGCCGCGGCGGCAGAGGCUGUGUCAACGACGAUGCCGGGAAGUCUGUGACGUACUGGUCUCCGGAGGAACAACUGCAACUAGUGAGAUGCAAGCGGGAGCAAGAGAUGCACCUCGCCGGGCUGGGCCACAACUACGGGCGGAUGCGGACGAAGGAUUGGAAGUGGGACGACAUUGCAAAGCGCAUGGCGAGCGCGGGGAAACCGAAAGACGCGGACGACUGCAUGAAGAAGUGGGACAAUCUGUUCCAAAACUACAAGAAGAUACAGCGCACGCGGAUAGCCAGGAUCGCCGACCCGUCGCAGCUGCAACAAGCGACCUCCCGUGCGUCGGCAGUGGAGAACAUCGCUCUCCGCGUAUUGCACGGCUGGGUUUUCAAGUCUGGGAACCGCCCGAGGGGUUACAAUCUUGCAUUCCAAUACGCCCUGGAGUCCGUGGCGACAGACAUAGCGCGAGCUAUGUGGUACGGCGAGGAGUGGUGCAACGUCGUCAGCCCGGCGGUUUGCGCACACACAAUAGUUCUCUCCAUGGACUUGCCGCUGUGGUUCGCGGGCGUGAAAGUCGAGAACAGACCGGACGAUGAUGACAUGGCGGCGUACCAGGAGUCCAUCAUCAUCUGCGUCACGCAUGCAUUCCGGGCGGCGGUGCAAAUGGGGGCGGUCAUCGACGGCGAGUUCAUCUCGCACGAUCGUCUUUGCCGGGUGGCUGACUGCCUUAGACUGUUGUUGGCGGCGUGCAUGUGGAUAAUGCGCAUGUCGGGAGACGAUCCGCGCAGCCACUUCGAAGCUUUCCACUUCGCGACGCUGGUGUCGAAGCCCACACUCGUGGCGUCCAUGCAUCGGUCGUUCGACCAUCGUCGAUCUAUUCGCCUCGCCGUGAAAGCCGUCACGGAAAGGCUCGGGAAGGCAAACGUCGCGUUUGGAGAGCACCCCGACUACCUUCCUCAUUGGGCAGACCGCGGCAUUGUGUUCGGACACGGCGCAAGGAUUGACGGGCCAGAGGAAGCUAAGAAGCUCGAUUGGUUGGGUUCGGGUCCCGCCGAUGAUGACAACGACGACGACGACAAGGGUGACGCUUAGAGGGGGGAGAGGUGGGCGGUACGCGUGGGCGGAUGAGUGGUUCGAUUGACAUGCAAUUCGAAAGCGCUUUCAGCGC
This is a messenger RNA of Chara braunii, 2041 nucleotides long. Lineage: Eukaryota; Viridiplantae; Streptophyta; Charophyceae; Charales; Characeae. The record is from the annotation of a GenBank genome assembly.